This is a messenger RNA of Actinia tenebrosa (Australian red waratah sea anemone), 4446 nucleotides long. RefSeq lists its product as uncharacterized. The record is from RefSeq and is a predicted model, not a curated record. Gene Ontology annotation, cellular component: nucleus; cytosol. NCBI's taxonomy places the organism in Eukaryota, Metazoa, Cnidaria, Anthozoa, Actiniaria, Actiniidae. Gene Ontology annotation, biological process: regulation of DNA-templated transcription; peptidyl-arginine methylation.
AUGGCGGACGUGAUGAAGGUUGCUGCAGAACUUUGUGAAAGAGACUCUCGCACCGAGCAAAAACAGUAUGGGCAGCUACUCCCCUCCAGGAAAAUAUCUCCUCUCGAGCCGUUUAUAAAGCUGGAGGAAUAUUUUAUGCUGGAACGCGACACAGGAAAAUAUUUACUCUACAUGGCUGCCAUAGAGAGAGCUACUGAGGAUAUUUUAAAUUCAAGUCAUGAUACCAGAAAAUUGAAGUGCCUUGUUCUGGGCCCAGGGCUUGGAAGAUUGGUCAGAUUCUGUAUUGAGGCAGGAAAGCAUUCUGAGGUUGAUGUGAGUGUUCAUGUUCUAGAGGCAAACCCUGUUGCUGUGGAGUUUUUGAGAAAAUCUUUUGGAAAAGAAAUUAAUGAUAAGAUUGUACACUUGUAUGAGCCAUUUGCCUUUCAUCCUAAGUUGAGAAUCUGUGACCUGCCAUCCGACCUCCAAGGACACUGUGGGUCCUUUGACAUUAUUGCAUCAGAAUUGCUUGGGUGCUUUGGAGAUGAUGAAUUCCUUCCAGAAYUCACUUCAACAUUAUACAAGAUUUUUCCGAAACCAGGAAGCGGCAUCAUGAUCCCAGAUACCUGGACAAACUACCUUGUACCAGUUUCUUGUCCAACGACUUACAACUACCUCACCACAAGUAAAAAGUCCCUAAAUGCUGGGUACACCAUGGGACUCCCAAAAGACUGUACUUUCCUGUCAAACACAAAAGCAGCCUGGACUGGGGACUGUAAGAACUUAGACAUGAAGUACAGUUGUGAUCUACAUUUUAAUCUCGAUUCAAAGGAUUGGACCUCUGCUGUUUCUCUUGAGAAUAACCAAACUAUGUCUCCUUUUAGUGAAACACUUUCAAAAGCAUCAGUAAGCCAAUCACAGCUUGAAGAUUUGUCAGCAAUUGGUGAUUGCCAUAGCAACACUCACUUUUUGCAGUCUGAACGAGACCCUAAACAUUUCCUGUACGACUCUGAAUUACCAUGUGAGAAUGAUGACAAGAUCAUAGAGGUAGCCCAUGCCGACGUUAAAGAUAACGACAGUGGCAAAGAACAUGGGACAAAGAAGAACACUCCUAAUAUUUUGAGGCAGACAGACACAUAUAUUCAUGGCUUUAUUGGUUAUUUCACAUCAGCUCUUUACAAAGACAUUAUAAUUGAUACACGGCAUACAUCUGGACACAGAAAUUCAUUUCACYGGGAGUGUUACUUUCUCCCACUUUAUAAGCCAGUUCUUGUCGAACCUGGUACUCAAGUCAAGAUUAGGAUGAACAGAAAUUGUGAAGAGUACCUAAAAGAUGGAUUGUAUUCAGGACUAAAACUAUGGUACGAAUGGCAAGUAUUAAUAGGGCAAAAAAAUGAUAUUAACUUUUCAAAUGUAUCUGAAAACAAGCCUAAACUUGAAGACGAAAAGGUAAAAUUCAACGACCAACCAGCUAAUUCAGGUUUUCUUCACCAUGACAAGCAUAGCAUACCAAGAAUAUCAAAGGAAUUCAGCUUAGAAGAUUCAAGCUUUGACGAAGAAUUUACAUUUUGCAAGGAAAGAGCCAGACAAUGCUCAAUGCAUAAAUUUUCUGUACAAAAUGGAAAUGGUGAAUCUGAUGCUGUAUAUUUAACCUGGGACAAAACAUAGUUUUGAAAUUAGGCAUUUGUUUCAUUCAAUUUCACGUUUUCUUAUUCAGAAAGCUUUAGCUGUGUCACGGGGUCGAUCUAGCAUUUUACGGCUUACCCCGAAGAUGAAUGUCAAUUUCAGUGGCGUAACCAGGGAUCUUGCAGGGGAGGUGCACAGGCAAUGAUUUGCAGAACCAAAAAAAAAAAGGUAGCAAAAAAAAAAAAAACAGAACCAAAAUGAAAAAAAAGUAGAACAAAAAAAACCCUCUAAAAUAUGCAGAUGAAAAGUGGUCUUCAUUCAAUCGAAAAACAUUUACAUGCAAUUUUAAAACAAAAGGAGAUAGAUGAGCGGACCUUAAGCUUUUAUGGGGGGGAGAGUGAAAGAGCACCCUGUGCUCCCCCUGGUUACGGCCCUGAAUUUUACAUUCACAGAGAAGAUGUUUCCCACAAUUCUCGUGGAAAUCCUUUGCAGCAAAGGCUCCCUGUGGCAGCUCUGAAGAUACCUUGGGCCUGGGUGGCUUACACGUAUCGUAAAGAAGGUAUCGUUUUCCUCUUAAAGUGAAUCGACCCUUUUUUAGAACCAGUUCUAACCAUCCCAUCCUUGAUUAUCGUGGAUUUUACUUCAGUCAAUUUACAGCCUUGUGACUCUGAGGGUUUUUUCACGCAGUUGAUAUAUUUGUCGAUCACCUUCUCGUAGGAAUCCAACGGGGCGCUUCCUUGUGAGAGUAUCUUGAAGUGAAAAUCCUUGACCUUAAACCGUGCCCCUAGUUCUUUUUGGGCCUUUUGUCGAAGCCUGAGUAGUUCUUGUCUUCCUAUCAUGUAUGCUGUAGCUUGGCCAGGCGUGCUUUGGUACCGUACAACCUCCUUCAAAACCACAUCUCCUGUAGCCCAAGCAAAAUCUUCGAAUUUCUGGAUUGCUUGAUGUUGCGUCAUGUUUCUGUAGUGUAGACCUGUGUCUACAACCAGUCGCAGAGCUCGCCAUAUCUGAAAAAAAUGAUAAUAUUCGACGCAGUUGUCUGACUUAGGACAGCCCUGCAGAGGUUGUUUCAGGGUUCAAUCUGUGAGUUAGCCUGCCAUGCCCUGACUUAGAUCAGCCCAGAGGUUGUUUCAGGGUUCAAUCUGUGAGUUAUCCAUGCUCUGACUUAGAUCAGCCCAGAGGUUGUUUCAGGGUUCAAUCUGUGAGUUAUCCAUGCCCUGACUUAGAUCAGCCUAGAGGUUGUUUCAGGGUUCAAUAAAAUUGAAGUAUGAUACAUACCUGCCAUUUUAGCAUUCCAUAUCUGUAGAGCGGUUCAUCAUUGUACAGAUCAGUGUCUUGAGCUAUCAAAGGAUUCUCAGCAUAUAGUCCCCAGCCCUCGUCAAUAGCAUUGUACGAGCCACUAGUUUCGUACUGGAUCCAACUUAUCAAAUCGUUACAGGGGUCCAUGAAGUUUUCAACUUGACCUUGAAGCUGAGAUAAAAAAUUAUGUAAAUGUGCUGCAUGUAACGUCAUAGCCGCCAUAUGGGGUGCCGUGUUGCAUGGUUGACUUUCGAAACGAAAGAUUUGGUCAUUUUUUAUAUCAACUAAAAUGAUGACCAAAUUAUAAGGUGUCUUCGUAUUGUAUACUAUGUACUUCAAGCUCUAUUUCAUAUAAGUAGCAUUCAUAUCAGGGAACUUUACCAAUACUAUUGUUAGACGCCGCAGAGAGGCGCGCGCUAUAUUUCGUUUCAAGAAUUUGCAUACUAAUUGGGACAACCAUGAAUUUAGUUUUUUAGCUUAAUUUCAUUUUGUCUUCCGUCUAUUGCGUUAUCCAAAUUCAAUUUAUUUUAUCGACAAUCUCAUUAUAUUGUACUUUUGUUUCAAUUAUUCUCGCGCGCGCCUCGGUCUUUUCUUUUCUUUUUAAACGUCUAUUUUAAGGCAUUUUUUAGGCAGUUAUACCAUAUAGAUUAUAUUUUUCAUAUAUAUAUCCCAUAUACUGUAUAUAUACUCUACGUAAAGUGCUACACAUUCGAUCCUUAAAAUGCAAAUGAACCCUUUGACAAUACAUUCAGUACUGGUUCUUCAUAAAGUAAAUAGUUGAUUGGUAAAAUAUUUCUUGAUUUGAGUGAUGCGUUUCCAACUGGAAAUUCAGAAUAUAUAUAGUUAACCUGUAAAUGAUGACCAGGCAUGACCUCGUGGGCGUUGAUGCUCCAAUCCUCGUACUUCGGUCCAGGCUUGUCCAGGAAGAAUGGUAUGAAGUAAGUCGAAGUUCCCUCGCACGCCGCGUCAGAGUACAAGUAACUCUGCGCGCCACUUGUUGGGUUGAAGUCUGGUUGGAGCUCAACUGGACAACUUGGAGUGGUCUUGUAUUUACCAGUGAAGUAGAACAUGUUGAAUACUUUUGCCUCUAGCAUAGACAUGACCUAAGACAAGUAAAACGCGGAGUCAAAGCAAUGGUCCCUGUUUAGAAAUAGACCAUUUUAGCUAGGGCGUAACGUUUUCCCAUUUCAUACCAAGUGUCAUUCUCUAGAGAUUAAGAUUCUUUGUUUGAGAGUGAUAUCCAUACUGUCCUUGAACAAAGRAAAUGACACUCUUGGGAAUGACAAUCGUGGUUUGAAAUGAGAAAACAUCCAGUUGAUCUGAGAAAAAACCGUCAUUUAAAUUUGAAAGAUUACUUGGAGCUCUGUAGAGAUCCGUAGAGCUCUGUACACUACGACAGUCAGGAGAGAAUGAGCAAUUUCACGUUUUUAUUUAUUUCAAUACGUUAGUGAUACAUAAUUGUAAAUUUUCAUUCAUUUAUUUUUAUAAUUAAGCACUAUUGGGCUUUUUAUGGAAAUAGGGCUAUAUAAAUAAAUAAAGUUAUUAUUA